This is a messenger RNA of Cucurbita moschata (crookneck pumpkin), 804 nucleotides long. RefSeq lists its product as uncharacterized. The transcript has a single exon. Bases 1 to 804 code for a protein of 267 amino acids. Gene Ontology annotation, molecular function: nucleic acid binding; zinc ion binding. Lineage: Eukaryota; Viridiplantae; Streptophyta; Magnoliopsida; Cucurbitales; Cucurbitaceae. The record is from RefSeq and is a predicted model, not a curated record.
AUGGAGUGCCCAGAGAACCAAAAGGUCGCCUGUGCAACCUUCGUCCUACAAAAGGACGCAGAGAUAUGGUGGAGAGAUAACAAAACCCUCCUUAACCCAGAAGGGGGACCAAUGAACUGGGAACGAUUUAAGGAGGCCUUCCUUAAAGAAUAUUAUCCUAAGUCAGAGCGACUUAAAAGGCAGCAGGAGUUCGCCCACCUAGUACAGGGAGGACUCACAGUGGAGAAGUACAACAGAGAGUUUAAUAAACUCAAGAGAUUUGCACCGUCCAUGGUGGACACUGAGGAAAAGAUGACAGAGAAAUUUGUAUUGGGUUUGGAACCAAGAAUCCGCCGCAUGUUGGAGGCGUUCAACCCAAAGACCUAUGAGGAAGCCUUGAGAACUGCCAAGGCUUUAGAGAAACCAAAGGAUGAGAAACGACGUGAAGAGCCAGUUAUAAUUGGGCAGAAGCGUCCUCAUGAAUCAGGAGGCUCUGACCGUCCACCACCAGCACGUAGGCACCGUUCCAAUAACAGACCCGCUCCUAGAUGGGAUGAGCGACGCCCUCCCCGACAUACUGACAGGAACCCCAGGAAUCAAGAUGGGGCCAGAGGGAGGAGAGAGGAAGGGUGCACUAUCUGUGGAAGACUACACGGUGGGAGGUGCAUGGCUGGCAGCCGAGCGUGUUAUAGAUGUGGUCAGGAGGGGCACAUCGCCGUGAACUGCACGGCCGGAAAUGCUGUAGCACAAGCAAACCCGCCCAGAGUAGUAGAGCAAACGGAUCAACCAGCACCACCGCGAGCUCAAGCUAGGGCAUACGCGUGA